Umbelopsis ramanniana AG is the source of this 1013-nucleotide messenger RNA. RefSeq lists its product as uncharacterized. The record is from RefSeq and is a predicted model, not a curated record. The transcript is spliced from 6 exons. NCBI's taxonomy places the organism in Eukaryota, Fungi, Mucoromycota, Umbelopsidomycetes, Umbelopsidales, Umbelopsidaceae. Gene Ontology annotation, cellular component: cytoplasm; membrane. The coding region runs from base 258 to 800 and encodes 180 amino acids.
UUCCAAGUCAAGUUGUUUAAACGGUCCUGGUAAGCAAACGGCAAAUCUUACCAGUUUCGGAUACAGCAGACUUGAUAAUGACUGGCUCAGUCUUGACUUCGGUGGAACCGUUGCUUGCCAUUUUGCUCAGAACAACUUUUUCUUUCUUUGGACGCUCAUUUUAAUCCAUACACAAGUGGACACCCUGAGGUCACGUGGGAAAAGCCACCGCGCCUCGACCUUUCUGACCAACCAAUGCCCGAGGAGGACCUCUCACAAUGGUUUGGCAGUGGUAUAAUCGAACACUGACCCGGCAUCCACUUGUCACCCAGUGCAUCACAACAGCCACUUUAUUUGCAACAGGUGACGUGAUUGCCCAGCAUGCUGUUGAAAAAAGAGAUACACAUGACUACGCUCGUACUCUACGGUUGACCGGGUUUGGAGGUGUUGUGGCUGCACCGUUGUUAAGCAACUGGUACAAAUUUCUCGACCGACAUAUUCAAAUGUCUACUCCGGUGAAAGCUCUUUUUGCUAGAGUAGCAUUGGAUCAGCUGUUGUUUGCGCCGUGCUUCAUUGCUGUCUUCUUCUCGGCGCAAGGAGCAUUGGAAGGCAAGAAUACUACUCAAAUCAAAGAAAAGCUUGCCGACGGAUACCCACAGGCGCUGAAAAAUAAUUAUAAGCUAUGGCCUGCUGUUCAAUUUUUCAACUUUUACGUCACUCCACUUAACCACCGUCUCAUGGUCACCAACAUUGUCGCAUUGGGAUGGAACACAUAUCUAUCGACGGCAAAUCAACAAUCGUCGUCUCAUGUAAAUGCUUAGCCCAUAGAGGUUACGGACAGGAUCAAUCAAUGUAUUUACAGUCAGAAGUUUUACUGCUUAUGAAUUAAAGACAAGAAAAAACCAGACAGAUAGUAUAGCGAGUUAUGCUAUUGUUCCUAGGCUGCUCAACUUGAGUUGAUGUUAGAUGGAGGUUGCAUGCAUCACGCAGUCGUCAAUGUGUGCUCUUAAGCUUCCUUAUUUUCAGCAAUCAUA